AUGAAAUUGCUGGUCGUCGCCGCCCUUCUGGCCGUUGCCUCGGCAGCUUCAUUCAGGGUCCGCCGUGACCACCACGAGCCCCACGACUACAGCGUGGACACCCUCACCACCAAGGUGCUCACCUGGCUGACCGAUGACCAAAAGGCCGCCCUCAAGGCCCUCGAAAAUGACAAGGAUGCCCUUCUUGCCAAGGUCGAGGAAUACUUCAAGGGACACGACAAGAAAGACGAGGCCGCCGACAAGAUCAUCCACGCCUGCAAGCACGUCAUCACCGACGCCAUCGGAGACGAGAAGGCCUCCGAGCUGAAGAAGCUCAAGGAGUCCGGAGCCGCCGUUGACCAGAUGGAGGCUAAGGUUACCACUUUCCUGGAUGAAGCCGCCGAUUCGGAAGCCAAGACCGUUGCCAAGCACAUCAAGGACUCGUGCAAGAAGGUCUUCCAAUACAAGGCUACUGCUGCUGCCUCCAGGAAGCGCCGCGACGCCCCCGCCUACAACCUCGACCUCGCCAUCGAUAAGGUGCUCACCUGGUUGUCCGCUGAGCAGAAGGCUGAGUUGAAGGGACUUGAGGGAGACAAGCAGAAGGUUCUUGAGAAGAUCGGCGAGUACUUCAAGGCGCUCACCGGUGACGUGAAGAAGGAGGCCGUCGAGAAGGUCAAGGGAGCCUGCAAGGCCGUCUUCUCUUCCGCUGUUGGAGAGGACAAGCUCGGCGAGGUCAAGAAGAUCAAGGAGGCUGGUGGAUCGAUUGAGGAUAUUGAGAAGAAGGUCAACGAACUGGUCGAAGCCGCCGCCGACUCUGAAGCCAAGACCCUCGCCGUGGCCGCCCAGCCCCACUGCAAGAAGGCAUUCCAGUGGAAGGCCGACGCC
Mesorhabditis spiculigera is the source of this 864-nucleotide messenger RNA. The record is from the annotation of a GenBank genome assembly. NCBI's taxonomy places the organism in Eukaryota, Metazoa, Nematoda, Chromadorea, Rhabditida, Rhabditidae.